Molecule: messenger RNA, 1896 nt
Organism: Panonychus citri (citrus red mite)
Lineage: Eukaryota; Metazoa; Arthropoda; Arachnida; Trombidiformes; Tetranychidae
Exons: 2
Coding region: 173-1477 (434 amino acids)
Source: RefSeq, a predicted model, not a curated record
UUUUUACUCUUUCAUUGUUUUAUUUUUAAUCUUAAUUGUUGUUCUAGUUUAAUUUGAUUUUAUUUCAUAUCCUAGUGUUUCUAAUUGUUUUUUAUUUGUUCUCAAAACUUUUGAAUGGUUUGAAGGUGACCAAUUAUUCCGGUUACCAUUGUGACUUAGAAAAUCAAUCCAAAUGGAAACUUCAACCAGUUGUCUUGUGAAUGUUGAUGGAAUCAAUUAUAAAAUUGAUUUAAAGAUAAAAAAUGGAGAGAAAAGAAUUGACUUGGACAGUUUAAAGAAACAUCUCUCUGAAACAAAUGAAGAGGAGCUCUCACAAUAUGAUAUAUUUAAUAGUGAGAAAUAUACAAUUGAGAUCUUUGACCCUCACUUUCAAGAGUUUGUACAAGCCGAUAACAGUAUUGAGCUUUUGGACAAGACAAAAUUGAGAGUCAAAAGUGUAGAUAUUAGGAAAAAUACUCAACCUCCUAUAGUAAAUGGACAUAACUCCGUUGAAGAUGAGGUUCUAUUGGUUAAAGAUUUCGAAGACAAGAGAGAUCUUGUCAAUAUCGUAACCAAGCUUCACAUGAGCUUUGCAUUAAUGCCCAAUCGUGCUCGAAGGAGAAGUUCAAAUCACAUUUUAGAAGAGAGUCUUAAAAUGAAGGAGAAAUUCUGGUCCAGUGUAGCUGAAGAGAUGACCACAACUCGGAAUAAAAAUUUCACUCCUGAUGAAUGUAGUACCACAUUUUUCGGUUUACUCUCUCAAUAUCAAUACAUUUUAAGGAAAUACAAACGAUACACCGAUGAUAAGGUUCAAAGUCUUUGGCCUUUCUUUAAAUCAUUUCACUUCAAAAUCGAGUGUAAAUUGUUUGCCAAAGGAUUAAGUAAUCUGAAGAAUAGCUUUGACAGUAUGCGAAAAGAUGGUGGCGGUAAUCAGACCAAUAAACAGAAAACAUCAGAAUGUACCCGAUUGGAAGAAGAUUUUAAUUUAAUUACCUCAGUGUUAACUCGAAUUAAUUCAUUUCGAAAGCCACCUCGAGCAGCCGUUUGGAAAUCAAUUGGUGAAGAUAUGGUUGAUUACAAUUCACUUAACAGUCGAAUGGCUGGUUUUCGUUGGCAGAAACGUUUCCAUGAGCUUCUAACCAAAUAUGUCCAUUUAUCUAGUCAGGGAAGUCAAUUAGACAAAGAAUCCUGGCCAUUGUAUAAUCUAUUCUCACAGAUCGACAUUGGACUUUUCAUGAAAUCAAAGGAUGGAAAUAAAUCCAGACCAAGCCAAAGAUCAAGAUCAAAACGAAGCAAAAAUCACACCAGCGGCUCAUCUCCUAUUCCAAUUGAUCUAUCAGAUAGUGAAUCUGAAUUUGUAGUAAUCGAUGAAAUAAUUGGUGAAAGUGAUCGAGAUACCCCAUGUGUAGAUCUUGAAGAAGAGGAAGAAAUCAACGAUUGUGUCCAAGAAUUGGUACAAGAAAUUGUUGACAAAGUAAUAGAACUCAUGGAAUCAUAAAGAAGAUUUAAAUCGCUAAUCGUUUCCUAAUUAAGUGUUUCUCGUAACCAAAUCACAAUCGAUUCAUUUGUCACAUAAACUCAACAUUAUCAUCAUCUUUCUAAAUUAUUUUUCACUUCUAUUAAUAUAUAAUCAAUUUCUGAAUCGUUCUUUUUUUCUCUCAAUCUUCUUCUCUCUCAAACAAUUCAAUUUCUCACCUAAUUAAUAGGUUUAUGUUCAUUAAUUAAUGUUCAUUCCAAUCUUUUCACCACUAAUCUAAACCAGAUACACUUCUUAAUCCAGUUUAAAUCAAUCCCAAUGAUCUACAAACAAAAAGACAUUGAAACAAUUGAAGUGAACGGAAAUUUUGGAUUAGUAAUUAGAAAAAAUUAAUCAUCAUUGUUUUGUCUUCUAAUUAAAAGUAACUCUUUUCUUCACAA